Messenger RNA from Miscanthus lutarioriparius, 894 nucleotides. The record is from the annotation of a GenBank genome assembly. NCBI's taxonomy places the organism in Eukaryota, Viridiplantae, Streptophyta, Magnoliopsida, Poales, Poaceae.
AUGGGGUUCUUCACCGACUUCUACGACUUGUUCUGCCUCGAGCUCGUGACCAAGCUCCUCGGCCGCAUCUACUACUCCGACCCCACCUCCAAAGGACCCCGGCAGCCUCCUGCCCAACGUGUCGGCCGCCGUGACGGGCGUCGCGCUCUGCGGCACGCUCGCCGGACAGCUCUUCUUCGGCUGGCUCGGCGACAAGCUCGGACGCAAGAGCGUCUACGGCUUCACCCUCAUCCUCAUGGUGCUCUGCUCCGUCGCGUCGGGCCUCUCGUUCGGGAGCACGCCCAAGGGCGUCAUCGCGACGCUCUGCUUCUUCCGCUUCUGACUCGGCUUCGGCAUCGGCGGCGACUACCCGCUGAGCGCCACCAUCAUGUCCGAGGCUUCGGCAUCCUCUUCGGCACCAUCGUCGCGCUUGUCGUCUCGGAGGCGUUCCGGAACGCGUUCCCGGCCCCGCCGUACUUCGUGGACGCCCAGGCGUCGCUCGUCCCGGAGGCCGACUACGUCUGGCGCGUCAUCCUCAUGUUCGGCACCGUCCCGGCCGCGCUCACCUACUACUGGCGCAUGAAGAUGCCCGAGACGGCCCGGUACACGGCGCUCAUUGCCCGGAACACGAAGCAGGCCACGGCCGACAUGGCCAAGGUGCUCAAGAAGGAGAUCGAGGAGGAGGAGGAGCAGGCAGAGCGGCAAGUGUUCGGGUUCCUGUACGCGGCGCAGGACCCUGAUAAGCCCGACAAGGGGUACUCGCCGGGCAUCGGCAUCCGCAACGCGCUCUUCGUGCUCGCCGGAACCAACUUUCUUGGCAUGCUCAUGUCUCUGUUCGUGCCGGAGUCCAAGGGCAAGUCGCUUGAGGAGAUCUCCAAGGAGAACGUGGACGAGGAAGCUGAGGCCAAAGUGUAG